This is a messenger RNA of Neocloeon triangulifer, 5507 nucleotides long. RefSeq lists its product as uncharacterized. The transcript is spliced from 3 exons. The record is from RefSeq and is a predicted model, not a curated record. Bases 106 to 5121 code for a protein of 1671 amino acids. NCBI's taxonomy places the organism in Eukaryota, Metazoa, Arthropoda, Insecta, Ephemeroptera, Baetidae.
GAAAAGUGAACUUAAAUUGGCCUAGCUCCCACUCAGCACCCAAUACUUCUGUGGCCACCGACCAUUGCAGACUGAUUGAAGAGAGCCAUCAACAAAAUUGUCCUCAUGUUAUUGCUUCAGCAGUGGAGCUUUUUGGGCUCCCUCCUCCUAUGCACAACAACCGCGACGAUUCCCUCAGCAGAUAUUGAUACUCUCUUAAGAGAAGGAAUGCUGGAGACGAAUGUUAAGGGCGAGCAAGACUAUAUUGUGCUUGUCGGAGGAACCGGAAGUGGCAAAAGCUCACUCUCUAAGUUUAUUCGGAAGGAUGAGUCCAUGACAGUGGUGCUAAACAAACAGUCUGAUUUUAUUCUGACUGACAAAGACGUAAAAAUAGGUAGCGAGAAAAGUCACGCGUCCAAAACUUUCUAUCCAAACAUCGACAAAGACCUUGAGAGUGGAGUGCUUAUGAUCGACUGUGCUGGUUUUGAAGACACUCGCAGCGCGACAUUAGAUUUCGUCGCUUCUUUUCUGAACAGAAGACUUCUGAACUCGGCAAGGAGGUUGAAGAUAAUCAUUGUGGAAAACUACGGCAACCUUCAGCUUAACAAUUAUCGCUCAGGUUUUUCAAAUAUCUUAAAGCAUUUGGUUCAUUUGAUAGGAAGCAACAUUGACUCGUUCCAAGGGGCUAUUGGAUUGAUCGCCACCAAAAUCGAUAGACCUAGGAAAAGUGACGCAGUUUUGUUAGAGACAUUAAGCGUAUUCAUCAGAGACACCAGAGAUUUUCUUCUAGAUGAGCAGAGCAAUGCCCUUUCAGCUGACGAUUCCAAGAAAAUAGAGGAACUCGAGCUUCAAAUUAAGCUAACUGAUUACCUGUUGGAAGGUAACUAUUUUGGACUCUUCCGUCGACCUGAAGAACUCGGUAGUCCCUGGAAAUCGGCGCCGAUGAAUCGGAAUUACAUUUUGAACAGGAAUCUUCUCUUCAAAAAGCUGAAUUUCUCUUUGCCGUUCCAAGGUGAAUUCAGCGUUGCUGUCGCUCCGACAACGGUCAUUUACAUCAAUGAGCAUCUUUUGACGGACACCACUCGCAAAGUCACCUCGCUUUAUAACGAUUUUCGAAAAGAAAUAAGCAAGAUUCUGGACUCAAAAAUGAAUGAGCAGCCGUAUGAGAAGAACUUGGACUUAAUUGUCAGUUAUUGCAAAACCAUUAUCGAACAUCUCACAAGAGUUAAGCACGUCGAAGACCUCGAGUAUUUCUUCCAGUCAAUGCCGAUUGACCGCGAUUUAUUCCAAGAUAUAAUUUUCCAAAUCUACAAAAUGCAUUUCCUUUUCGAGGUAAUCGGAAAAAGUGUUGGGCAUUUAGAAGGACAAGUUGAAAAUAUGUUUGGAGCGAAAAAUGAAAUACUGUUUCAUUUUGAACAGAGUCGCGAUUUUCACAAUUUUUGCAAAAGAUUUAUUGCCGAAUUCGAUACGUACACGGUGCAAGCAAUGGCAGGGGAAAUGAUCAUAAAUAAAGAAAGCUUUGACCUCUGGAAAAUAUCGCUAGGUAGCCGUGGCUUUAGCAAUCGCACGGCCCUCGCCGCCUCCAAUAUUAGCGCUACCGAGGAAAUUAUUAAAAAAUUGAACAGACUUGUCUCCAAUCUGUUUGGUAGAAAAACCAGCAUGAAGUUGGUGUCGGGAGUGGCCACUAUCACAGGCGAGUACUUGGUUCUCAGUCAUUUUUCUGACCAACUACAACUUAAAGACAGCAUUCAGGAAAUCGCAUUGAUAGCCACCAAAAAGGUGUUCAUAGAUUUCGAUGUUUUGGUUCUAAAUAAUCACCUGACAAUUGCGAGCCCUUCAAUUGAAAUAGUGAACGGUGAGAAAAAAAUUUACAUGAAAGGUGAGGACGGUCUCGCUCACGAACGGACAAAAGCAGCGCGAAAUUUACAUGGAGCAAAUGGAAGAAACGGUUACAGUUCAGGAAAGCUUACAAUAGCAUCACUGAACAUUGUCAAUCCUCAACUUCUCAAGAUUCAUUCUGCCGGAGGAUCUGGGAGUCGCGGCCAGGAUGGUGGAGAUGGCUUCACUCCGAUUCUUCCUACUAUCAGCGAAUUAUACGGAUUGCAAGGUCGCUGGCAAGAUAUAAGAACAAAGGUGUUAAGCGCUGGAGUGGACAAUUACGAUCUGAUGUAUUUAAAAGAUGACCAGAACAGAGUUGGAGCGUUCAUAAAGGUCUUGAAUGUUGCUCGUGGCAUUCCAACGAAUGGUGGUGAUGGUGGUGAUGGAGGCUUCAGUGCCAAAGCAGGUCCUCAGUCAUUCAUCGUUAAAAACAGGACUUCUAUUGAAUCAGUGAAAAUAAUUCGCACAGAUGGACUCGUCUCAUUAGCUGGAAAAGCAGGCGCUGCUGGUAAAGCUGUGAAUAGUCACGCCUAUAGGAAAUAUUUUUGCACAUCCAAUGAAAUACGAAUUAAUUCAAAUUUUUGGUUCAUGAUAUAUUUAGAUAAAUUUUUGAAUUUAAGAUGCUCUAUGGAAGAGCACGGGUUAUCUUCUGAUAAAACUCCCGAAGCCCGUGUUGGCAAGCAAGGAAAAAAGCAUUCUAUACUUCAUAAUGCGUACAAACAAGACCCUGAAUAUGACAUCUUCCGCCUGAUCGAUGAAUAUUGUUCCUUUGCAGUCACGACAACUAGAUCCGUUGAUGGGGAAUGCGAAUCACAUGCAUUUUUGGAGUACCUUGUAACUGACAAUGUUAUCAUCAGUAUGCUCAAUAUCGAGAUAUACACAAAAUUUCUGGAACGCCUGGAUACAUAUUUACAAGAAAGUAAUAAAAUUGGCAACGUUGAAGCAGUGUAUUUUACAUUGUAUCGCUCAUUCAAAAUGUUUAUGACAAUGUGCAGCACUUGUGACCCCUGGAGGCUGAAAGCCGUUGACUUGCUGUUCAUCAGCCGGUUGAGCUACUUGCAGACCUUUUCCAUAGGCCAUCAAAUCAUACAUUUGCCAUCUACAGCUGCGCAUUUACAAAAAAAAUUGUCUAAAGUAAAGGAAUCACUGACGGAGAUUUUAGUUUUCAAUUCUGUCGAUAAGGAGAUUCAGGAUGCUCGCAAGGAAAUCGAAAAAGCUGGCGAAAUGAUUGAAAAAAAGCACAAGAAAGAAGUGGUUGAAAUUCAAGGAGAAAUCGAUGCAAAUUUUAAAAAAUUGCUGCAAAGAAUAGAAGAUUUCCACGCCGAGUAUGAAGCCAACAUUGAAAAUCUGUAUGCUCAUAAGAAAGAAGUGAAGAAAGCCAUGAAAGUGAAAAUAUUUUGCGGCGUUUUGAAUGUGGUGGGACAGAUCGCUGGUGCGUUCUAUCCACCUGCUGCGAUUGCUGCUUCAGCCGUGAACGAAGCGGGCAAAGCUCUCUCAAAAACAAGAAAUAUGGAUCUGAAAGCUGCCGCUCCGAAUAGGCCGAUCAGUCUGAAAAAUGCUAUGAGCGUCAUAUCAAAAUAUAAAGAACAGAAAAAGCGGGAUGAACGAUUUAGACAAAAAGAACAAAUCAAAGCUUUAGAGGAGAUUAUUGAGACUGAGCAAAACGUUGGGCUAAUAAUCUUUAAUGACGAAGAACAGCGGGAAACUGUGAAAAAAAUGGUCUUCGAGUACAAAGCACACAAUGUUUCUGCUUUGCAUAAGAAUUUAAAAUUCGCCUUCGAUAAUAUUCCGGCAGUUAUUGACAUGGCCAGAAACAAACUUCAAUCAAAAAUUGAUAAAACGGAGAUGGAAAACGGCUCCAAAGAGAGAAUCGAUAAAAUGAAAAAUAUCAACAAGAACUUGAACACUGCCAAGCAGUUUGCUGUGGCUUCUGGUGCGGUAAUCGACAUGGCAAUAGCAUAUGCUAAUGAUACGGCGAACUUAAAACGGAUUGCAAAUGUAAUUGAAUCAAACAAAGAGGCGAUUCAAGAAAUGAACCGCUAUGAACAAUCGCUCAACGACCAAUUUAUGCCUAUGCUGAAUGACAUGCUCGGGACGUUUAAUGAUAUACAGUCUGGCCUGAAAGACGACGACGCAGUGAUGCUGCAGUUUCGCAAGGUAGACGUUAAGAAAUACGCCCGCAAAUUUAUAGCACUGAUCAACGAGUUCACCAAGGGUUUUGUCGACGAAAGUGACUACGGGAUCGGCAUUGCUUUUGUGCACAUGGAAGAGUACAUGUCCCUUCUGAUCGACGCCUACGAUAAGCUGAGCGAGCUUGAGUACAGAGUGCAGCUGAAGGGCUUCCUCGGGCGCAUUCACGGCGGCGAUUGCUCUCGAACCGAGCAGCCGCGACAGUGCACGGACCAUCAAGCUUUGGCAGCCGAGCUCGAAGCUAACGAAGUGUUCCGAAAGUUCCUGUACAUCUUCACUGCCUACCAACAAUCGGUGUUUCCGUUCGGCGGAUCCAAAACCGGCAUUCUUCAGUACGCCGUUACCCAGCUGAAGAAAACACCCAACCUGUUACUCGAGGAGAAAGCCAAGAUUCUUCAGGACGCUCUGCAACUGAUCAUCGACGACCUGAACGAGAUGCAGGACACGAUUUCGAACGCAAAUGACAAGAGCGUGGUGCUGGCCGAGUUCAACUCCAAGUACACCUCGAGCAGGCCCUUCUUUACGUGGCCAAACUCCAAGUUCUCGGCUCAAAUCGGGCAGCUGCUGAGGGGCGAGCAAGUGACCCUGGUCGCGUCCGUCCUAGGGCCUGGGGUGAAGAACGCGGCCAAAUUCAAGACGCUGCUGCUCAACGUGACGUCGGCUGACCCCGCGGUGACCCGCGCCGUCCACGAGCUGCUGACCCACUUCCAGAUCGAGAUGGUGCACCUGGGCGAGAGUCACUACCGGUGCGGCGACACGUACUACGUCAUCGGCAGCGACCCCCUCAACAUCAGGAUCUGCUACGAGAACACGGAACGCGGCGCCUCCGUCUGCCGCAACACCGUUUUCGAAAAGGUGGCCUACGGCGACGUGCCCUUGAGUCCCUACACCGUCUGGAAGUUCCAGCUGCUGCACCGCUCCAACACGCAGAAACGCCAACUGCUCGUUGAACUGCAGAAAUUCGCCAAUUCCGUCGAUCUGGAGUUGGUCGGCGCAGGAUUCUUUGUCGAAGACGACGCAGCCAUUUGCGAAAUGGACCUGGGCCAAUACUACCAAUAUUUCAGCGCAGCAUAAUAUAAAAAAUAAUGUUUUAUUUUAAUUCUGAUUAAUUUCUCCCUAAUAAAAUAUGAAAUAAAAUUGCGUCGCAUAUUCGUAAACGAAAAUAUAGAUUUGUUCUUUAUAAUAAAAUACCUAAAAUUUUAGUGAUUAUGUCACACGAGUGCCGGAAAUUGAUUAGCCGAAACAAAAUCUUGCUUGAGAAUUUGAAAUUUCUUAAUUAUACAAUUUAAGAAGUAGAAAUUGAUAAUUUUAAUGUAUAAAAAAUACCAAUCAUACUCAAAAUAAUAAACACACUUAUGAUAUAAAUAAAAUAUUGAAAACGAAUGCCCAAAAUUAAUUAAAAUUAAAACCAGGCAUAAAAACGACGCAUAAAAAAAUGACUCUUUUUAAGGAGACACCUG